Molecule: messenger RNA, 1419 nt
Organism: Akanthomyces muscarius
Lineage: Eukaryota; Fungi; Ascomycota; Sordariomycetes; Hypocreales; Cordycipitaceae
Exons: 3
Coding region: 1-1419 (472 amino acids)
Cellular component (GO): mitochondrion
Source: RefSeq, a predicted model, not a curated record
AUGUCCGUUCCACCGUCACCAGGCCAUCCCCAUGAUGACAACCGCGUGGAGCAACGCAACGAAGACUUCUGUAGUAGUGUUGAUGUCGACCUGGUGAAAAAACUGGCCGCUCGUCACAAUGGUGACAAGCUCUGCCGCAUAUCGGCUGCCGCAGAAAGUGGCUAUACAUUCACCUGCUACAAGGUCACAUUUCCCGAUGAUGGCAAGGAGUGGGUGGUUCGUAUCGCCAUUCCGUCACCGCUCGAAGACGAGUGGGAUAUGGUCCGGACUGAGGUUGCGACUACGAGACAUCUUCAGCGCCUGACCAAGAUCCCCGUUCCCGCGGUCCACGCUUACGGAACUAACGAGCGCCUGACCACGGAUCAGUUGAAAACGCAGUCGUGGAUCAUCUCUGACAGGCUCCCUGGCAAGCCUAUCAAGGGUGAUCAUUUAAAACUCAUGACUCGAGAGAAGCGCUUGCGACUAUUCUCGCAGCUCGGGGACGUGCUUGCGCAGCUGCAGGAGCUAACGUUUCCCAACACGGGCUCUCUGUAUCCAGAUGAUUCGGACGAUAUGAAGGCCAAGAUUGGCCCUUCCCUCUGCCGCCAGGAUCGGGUCCUUGGAGGACUAGAUGGGGUUGCUCGGACUCGCCCAACCUUCAUCACCGCCUGGGACUCGAUCGAGCAUCAUCUCAGGAUGACGAGGGGCAUGCCUGACAUGAGACUUAUCAGACGCGUUAACGAUAUCAAAGAUGUGAUUUCUCGUCAGGUUGUGGCAUUGGACGCUGUGAACCGCCACGUACGAGACGAGAACCACUCCUUCUGGAGGGAGGACGCCGGCUUCACGCUGAGUCACCCCUGCAUGAUUGGCGAACGCAUCUUUGUCGAUGACGAUGGCAAUAUACAAGGCAUCGUUCAAUGGGCCUGUUCGGAGAUUUUGCCUCGCCAACUCUGCCACCCGCCGGAUUUGGUCAUGGGCACUUACUCCACUGCAAGCGAUCGCAAGCACAACCCCGUCUGGGCAGAGUUCCUCGAGGCCAUUACCCCGGACCACUCGUACCACAAGCACCUACGAUACUACUUGGACAAUAAGAAGCACAUGGGCUUUGCUUCCAUGCUGCGCUCCCCUAGCUAUGUGGACUUUUUGUAUUUCUGGGACAAGCUGUACUACACGCAGCACAAGCAGCCCCCGCCCGAGAUGCUCGCCGAGUUCUUCAGCAAGCCGGAGAACCAAGCCGAGCUGGACAGGCGGCUGGCGGACCAAAAGCAGCAUUCGGACGACGUUAUUGUCAGACAGGGCGCCGCGAUGGAGCCGAAGCUGGUGGAGAUCCGAGACUGGUUCAUAAAGGUCCAUGAAUUGGUCAUCCUUGCUUCGAAAUCGGGGAAUUACAUCUCUGAGCCCUUUUCGUCCACGCCUGUCUUUUACGCAUGGUCCGAAUGA